GGCGAGGGCUAAGCGAUACUCUCCUGGCCCAACUGACACCACGCCACACCCUAACCCUCCACCUCCGCACGCCGCUACACCCGCCUACACCUGGACCUUUGGAACCCUAUUAUCUGAGAACGCUCGUCUCCCUCGUGGCCACUCUCUCUCGACUCGCCUUACCGCCCGUUUGACUCCCGUCUGAUCCGCUAGCGUCUGUCUCUGAGCCCUGCGUCCGCGAUGUCCACCGCCGUGGAGGCCGUCGGCUUCGUGCUGUGCAUCAUCAGCUGGCUGAUCACCGGCACCGCGCUGGGCAACGACUACUGGAAGGUGUCCACUGUGGCCGGCAACAUCAUCACCUCGGUGCGGCAGUACGAGAACCUCUGGCACUCGUGUACCGAGACCAGCACGGGCAUCGCCCAGUGCCAAGACUUUGAGUCCCUUCUGGGCCUCCCAGGCUACGUGCAGGCCUGUCGCGGCCUGAUGAUCGUGGCUCUGCUGAUGGGGCUCGCCUGCCUGGUGAUCGCCCUGCUGGGCGUUAAGUGCAUCAAGAUAGGCUCCGCCUCCGAGUCGUCCAAGGCCAAGUUGGUCAUCGCCGGGGGCAUCGUGUCUGCUCUGGCUGGUGUGUGCACCCUGGUAUCGGUGUCUUGGUACGCCAACAUGAUCGUGGAGGACUUCUAUGACCCCUUCACCGGGGGAAUCAAGUUUGAGCUGGGGGCUGGGCUUUAUAUGGGCUGGGCUGGGGCCUUCCUGGCCAUCCUGGGAGGAGGCAUGCUCUGCUGCGCCUGCAAGAGGGUGACCCCUGCUGGUAGCAAAGGGGGUUACCGUGGCGCCCUGCCUAAGAAGAUCUUCACACCCAAAUCUGAAUCUGAAUCGAAAUCGAAGGCUUACGUCUAGAAGAUGAGCCUCCUACUCCCCCCUCCUCCUCCCCCCUCCUCCUCCCCCCUCCUCCUCCUCCCCCUG
This is a messenger RNA of Gadus macrocephalus (Pacific cod), 942 nucleotides long. It is a transcript of the gene cldn15la, whose product is annotated as claudin 15-like a. The record is from RefSeq and is a predicted model, not a curated record. Gene Ontology annotation, molecular function: structural molecule activity. Bases 220 to 876 code for a protein of 218 amino acids. The transcript is spliced from 5 exons. Gene Ontology annotation, biological process: cell adhesion; bicellular tight junction assembly. Lineage: Eukaryota; Metazoa; Chordata; Actinopteri; Gadiformes; Gadidae. Gene Ontology annotation, cellular component: bicellular tight junction; plasma membrane.